AUGCCUCCUCGUGGGCAGAGAGCGAAUGCACGAGCGCCUCCACUGACGCAAAACAACAAUGCUCAAAGAAGGACAUUGUGGCCAUAUGUUAGGCUCCUUCUCACGACAUUAGCGACUCUCUCCCUCGCUGCUGUGUCUGCAGAAGUCUCCAAGCUGUCCCUGACCCCUGUUUACGGCUCGAUCCCUCCCAUAGCAAGUCUUGAUUGGCUUCGAGGAGGCCUUGAGCACGAUCAACGCUACAUCGCCAUGAUAAUUUCUGUUUCCCUGGCAAAGAUGUUCUUCAGCAAGCGCACUGUAGGACUCUCGAAACAUUUUGCGAUAUGGGGUUUCUUUGUCCCUUCCAUGCAGUCGGGUCUAUACAGCGUCAGUGGAAGACUCGGCCCAAUUUGGGGUCCUCGCACAACCUAUCUUUUGACCUCUGUCCCUCUCUCCUGCCUUUCUCUCUUGCAUCUCGUGAAUCUGAUUGCAGAAGCAUUCCCUCUUGCGAUUUUCGUCGAAGGAGCAGCAACCCGCAGCCUGAUCGAGUUUUGCAGCAGUGGGCUGGGGACGCUUUUACUGACAGGCACUCUGUACCACUUUUUAGCCCGAAUCAAAACGUAUUUAGAGAACCGGCUCCCGUUGUUUAUGAUGUUGACAUCUGGUACGCAUGCGAUAUUCAGCCGGUUUGGUCUUCAGACUGUAAUGGCCCUCUUGUACACGCAACUCGGCGCAUCACUCGAGCGGUUCAAGCUGGUAUUAACCGCCAUUCUUCCAUUACUUCACCUUGCAUUUGUUUGUCCUCAUCUUCCAUUGCCAUACAACACCGACGUGCUUAACAGUACCCUCCGAGCUGAAGGAUAUUCCCUUGUGGCUCGCCAAGAAUCCUUGACCGGCUACAUCUCGGUAUUGGACAAUAUCAAUGCAGGAUAUCGUGUCAUGCGUUGUGAUCACAGCCUUUUGGGUGGAGAGUAUCUCAACAGGCCUAGGGGCUCAAAAUAUAACGAGCCAGUCUACACAAUAUUCCUCACCUUGGAAGCGGUAAGACUUCUACAAACCAAGUCUUCAGGAAGCCAGCAAGUUGCGACAAGCAAGCAGAGACAUGCACUUGUCAUAGGUGUAGGCAUCGGUACAGCACCAGCUGCACUCAUCGCUCAUGGAGUUCAUACCACGACGGUUGAGAUCGAUCGAGUCGUGCACGACUUUGCUACAAAGUAUUUCGAUCUCCCACGCAACCAUACAUCUGUCAUAGGGGACGCUACCAAGGUUGUUGGUGACAUGCAAAAAGCGAAGGAAAUGAGAAAUACUUACGACUAUAUCAUCCACGACGUCUUUACUGGGGGCGCAGAACCUAUCAAUCUCUUCACCAGGGAAUUUAUUAUGGGCUUGAGUGACUUACUUAGACCAGAUGGGAUCAUUGCUAUAAACUACGCCGGCGACCUCCUCCUCCCCAUCGCCACCUCAGUCGUCCGCACCGUAGAAUCUAUCUUUCCAAAAUGCCGCCUGUAUCGCGAAUCACCACUCCCCAAAGCUCCAGAGGCGAUGGACUACACCAACAUGGUCAUGUUCUGCAGAAAAUCUCCAGAAGCAUUCACAUUCCGAGAUCCUGUCGAAGCGGACUUUCUAGGCAGCCCGGCAAGGCGACAACACCUCAAACCGCAACAUGAGAUACCCGCAAGCUAUUUCAAAGCGGGCAGGCGGCAGAAGGGAGAGAUACUCAGGCGAGGCCAUAUCAGUCGCGAGAUGCAGAAGUCUACUAUGGCUAGUGCUGCUGGACAUUGGUAUCUUAUGAGGACUGUGUUGCCAGAUGUCGUAUGGGAGAAUUGGUAA
Messenger RNA from Letharia columbiana, 1806 nucleotides. RefSeq lists its product as uncharacterized. Gene Ontology annotation, molecular function: thermospermine synthase activity. Gene Ontology annotation, biological process: polyamine biosynthetic process. The record is from RefSeq and is a predicted model, not a curated record. The coding region runs from base 1 to 1806 and encodes 601 amino acids. NCBI's taxonomy places the organism in Eukaryota, Fungi, Ascomycota, Lecanoromycetes, Lecanorales, Parmeliaceae. The transcript is spliced from 3 exons.